Molecule: messenger RNA, 585 nt
Organism: Ustilaginoidea virens
Lineage: Eukaryota; Fungi; Ascomycota; Sordariomycetes; Hypocreales; Clavicipitaceae
Exons: 2
Coding region: 1-585 (194 amino acids)
Biological process (GO): positive regulation of oxidoreductase activity; P450-containing electron transport chain
Cellular component (GO): mitochondrion
Molecular function (GO): 2 iron, 2 sulfur cluster binding
Source: RefSeq, a predicted model, not a curated record
AUGUCGUCCGCUUCGAGGACGCUGGCAUCUCGCCUGGCGGCAUGGGCCGCAACAACUUGCCCAAGGGCUUAUCGACGUCGCACAAUCCAAGCCCCGUCGUCUUUCAUCUUCAUGUCCGCCUGUCGAACCCAGAGCGCAGCAGCAUCAAGAGCGAUGCAACUGUCGUUACUACCUCGACGAUCCUUCUCCACGAGCAAGCCUGCCCUUCAUGGCCACAUCGAUCCUCCAAAACCAGGCGAAGAGCUUCAUGUCACAUUUAUCGAAAAGGAUGGCCAGGAGCACAAGUUCGCAGUCUCUGCUGGAGACAACCUCUUGGACAUUGCUCAAGCCAACGAUCUCGAGAUGGAGGGCGCCUGCGGAGGUUCUUGCGCUUGUUCCACGUGCCAUGUCAUCGUUGCUGAUGAGGACUACUACGAUAAGAUGCCCGAGCCUGAGGAUGAUGAGAACGACAUGCUUGACCUGGCGUUCGGCCUUACCGAGACGAGCCGACUGGGCUGCCAGGUGAAGAUGACAAAGGAGCUGGAUGGCUUGGUGGUCAAACUGCCUUCCAUGACGAGAAACCUGCAGGCGAGCGAUUUCCAAUGA